AAUGGAUAAUUAGUACAAUCCAUUUUAUAACAAUUCUUUAGAGGCUAAUAGAAAGACUAAUUUUUUAGCAUCAAAUGGGAAGAGAGUAGUAUAAGAAUAAAAGGAACAAGUAUAUAAUUAUAAUAUUGAAACUUUUAGAUAUUGUUAAAGGAAGAAAAAUAGAGGUAAGAGAAAGCCCAAUAAAUUGAAUAUGAAAGAAAACUAUUGAAUUAAGAACCAGUACCUGUUUAUUUAUAAAGGGAUGAUCGAUAAUAAAAGGUAACUGCUUCGGAGAGAAAAGAAAUAAUAAGAAAUUUAGAGAAUGAAGCUAAUAAAAAUUCAGAUGGAGGAUUUUUUGCCAAAGUAUUUUAGCAGAAGGAUAAUAAAGAUUAAUAGAAAUUAUUAUAAAAAUAAGCAUAUAUAGAAGAAAUAUAAAAAUAAAUUGAUGAGAAGAAAAGAAAGAAAGAAGAUGAGAGAUAGAAAAAGAUGGAAGAGGAUCGAUAAUAUGAAGAGAGAAUUAUAAAGGAAAGAGAGGGAAUGAAUUAAAAUUCAGUUAUAAAAGAUGAAGAUAAAAAAUAAAUUAUCAAAACAAUAAAAAAUAGACAUCUAUUAUAAUAAUAUGAUGAAUCAAAAAUGAUUUUUAAUGAAUUUGAUGAAUAAUAGACUAAUUUAACAAAUAAUAAUAUUGUACCUAAUUAUUUAAAAGAAAAUUUAAAAGAAGUAGAUGAUAAAUUUGAAUAAGACUUAAAAAAUAAAACUAAUCCACAUACACCUUUUACAAAGUUGUAAUCUUAAAGAACAUUAUAAGAUUAGAAUCCCAUUAAUAUUACUUAUAAUCAUCCUAAUACAGCUGGAAAUGCAUAAAAUAAUAGAUCAUUUAGAAAUAAUUCUCAACACAAUAACUCUUAAAAUAAUUAAUAAUUAUAAAUGUAAUAUGAAUAAUAAUAGAUGUAAUAGUAGUAUUUACUUUAAUAACAAUAUUUUCUUUAAUAAUAAUAGUAAAUUUAAAAUUUUUAAUAACCUUAAUAUUAUCACUAAUUUGAAUAAAAACCAAUAAUUCCAUAAUUAAUGGAGAGAUUUUAAAGAGAAUUUGAAGAUUUAAAAAUGAUGAAUAGAAUAAAAAGUAAAGAAUAAGAAGAAGGAAUUGAUAAAUUGAGAGAAUAGAUUGAAAUGUAAUCUUAAAUGUGGAAUGAAGAUUUAAGAAAAUUAAGAGCUGAAGUUCAAAUAAGUGCAGAAUAAAAGAACAAAGCAUUUUAUGAAUUAGAACAUUUAAAGGGAUAAUUAAAGAGAUAAGAAUUAUUUGAAGAAGCAUAAUAUAAUAAUUAAAAUUAAUAACAACAAGCUAAAUAGAGUAAUGGUUGGAAUUAAUAAGAUAAGAAAUUGAUUACAGAAAAUGAAUAUUAAAGAAGUUAAAACCAAAGUAGAUAAUAGAAAUUUGAAGAUAAUUUUAAUUUUUAUAAUUCAUUUGAAUAAGAGUGA
Molecule: messenger RNA, 1458 nt
Organism: Paramecium pentaurelia
Lineage: Eukaryota; Ciliophora; Oligohymenophorea; Peniculida; Parameciidae
Source: the annotation of a GenBank genome assembly